Molecule: messenger RNA, 1962 nt
Organism: Lachancea lanzarotensis
Lineage: Eukaryota; Fungi; Ascomycota; Saccharomycetes; Saccharomycetales; Saccharomycetaceae
Gene: FUI1
Product: LALA0S01e10836g1_1
Exons: 1
Coding region: 1-1962 (653 amino acids)
Biological process (GO): transmembrane transport; nucleobase transport
Cellular component (GO): plasma membrane
Molecular function (GO): nucleobase transmembrane transporter activity
Source: RefSeq, a predicted model, not a curated record
AUGAACUCUGCUAAUGAUGCUGCAUCAGCAUUUGAAAUUCUAACCCAUAGGUCUCCCUUGAGCAACAGCGAAAUGAUGAGCAAACGAAACGGUGUUUCCACAGAAAAUCGGAAAAUUGACGAUUCUCAACUGGACAUCAGCGAUGACAGCGAAAAAAAACCACAAACUCACAAAACGCUAGGACAAAGACUAAAAGCAGCAGUCGGCUCAGGCCGUCUUGAAAACCAGUACGAUGAACCGGCCAAAAACUGGAGAGAAAAAAUUGUGAGAUUUUUGGAAGUGCACCAAACAAAGCGUGCUUCCGCAAACCGGGCCGAGAACAUCGUGGAAUCGUUUUUGUUCAACGACGAUUUGGCGCCCGUGGAAGCCGGCAGAAGAGUGUGGGACUGGAAACAAUACGUUUUUUUCUGGAUUUCCGGAUCCUUCAACGUCAACACCUGGCAGAUCUCAGCAACAGGUAUGCAGCUGGGGCUGAACUGGUGGCAGACCUGGGUAUGUAUCUGGAUCGGGUACAUCUGUGUGGCGUUUUUCGUGGUGGUCAACUCGCGUAUCGGUAACUUCUAUCACAUCGCUUUCCCCAUUUCGUCGAGAAUAGCGUACGGAAUCUACUUUUCGCUGUGGAUUGUGUUGAACAGAGUGGUCAUGGGCUGUGUGUGGUACAGUGUGCAGACCUACAUUGGAUCCCAGACAAUCAGUCUUAUGCUGAUGUCGAUUUUCGGCACCGACUUGGAAGAACGGAUUCCAAACACCAUGAAUACGCAAAACAUCACCACCUAUGGGUUCAUGUGCUUUAUGCUCUUUUGGGCGGCCCAAUUGCCGGCCCUUUGGUUUCCUCCCCAAACUUUACGCCAUCUGUUCACUGUCAAAAGUAUUAUCACUCCUUUUGCAGCAUUUGGUUUCCUUAUCUGGACUCUCAAAAAAUCUCACGGUCGUUUGGCUCUUGGGUCCCUAACCACAAUCCAUCCAACCGGUUCAGUGCUUGGAUGGAACUUUGUCAUUAGUAUCAUGAGCGCAUUGGACAACUUUUCCACUUUGAUCCUGAACGCCCCAGAUUUUUCACGUUUCGCAAAAACCAGGCAUUCGUCAAUCUACUCUCAAAUGAUUAUUUUACCAUUGAUGUACGCUAUUAUCUCGAUCAUCGGUAUCUUGGUCACUUCGGCUGCUUACACCAUGUAUGGGGUCAAUUACUGGUCGCCAUUGGACGUUUUGGGUAGAUUCUUGGAUCACCAAACUGCCGGAAAUAGAGGUGGUGUCUUCAUGAUUGCAUUGUGUUUCGGUAUUGCUCAACUUGGUACUAACAUAGCCUCUAACUCUAUUUCUGUUGGUACUGACAUGACAGCCAUCCUGCCUAAGUUUAUCAAUAUCAGAAGAGGUGGUUACAUCUGCGCGGCCAUUUCGCUGGCGAUUUGUCCUUGGAACCUGUUGGCUUCUUCGUCAAAGUUCACAACUGCUUUGUCUGCAUAUGCGGUGUUUCUUUCAUCUAUUUCGGGCGUAGUCUGUGCGGACUACUACGUGGUGAGAAAAGGUUUGAUCAAACUACAGCACUGUUACACCAACAAACCAAGCAGUUUGUACAUGUAUGGUACGAGAUUUGGCACCAACUGGAGAGCCGUGCUAUCAUAUGUUUUGGGGAUUGUUCCAAACUUCCUAGGAUUUUUGGGAUCGUUGGACGUUCAUGUUCCGCAGAACGCCAUGCGCGUCUAUUAUCUCAACUAUUUCGUGGGCUUCUUGGUGUCAUUUACGCUUUACAGUGGUAUUUGCUACGUGUUCCCUGUGCCUGGCAUGCCUGAGGGCGUAGGUUACUUUGAUUUCUCGCGUUGGUUUGAAAGAUGGACAGAAGUUGAAGAUUUCGUGGAACAGCGUAAGAAGUUCGAGGCUGAUGUUUUCGAAGAAGAAGAUGAGUACACGGACGAAUUUUCCUCAACGGUGGAAGAAAACAUUGAAGCUAACCCCAAAGUUUAG